This is a messenger RNA of Centruroides sculpturatus (bark scorpion), 4966 nucleotides long. Its product is annotated as protein tiptop-like. Lineage: Eukaryota; Metazoa; Arthropoda; Arachnida; Scorpiones; Buthidae. The coding region runs from base 1124 to 3907 and encodes 927 amino acids. Gene Ontology annotation, cellular component: nucleus. The transcript is spliced from 2 exons. Gene Ontology annotation, molecular function: DNA binding; DNA-binding transcription factor activity, RNA polymerase II-specific. Gene Ontology annotation, biological process: regulation of transcription by RNA polymerase II. The record is from RefSeq and is a predicted model, not a curated record.
UAAGCAUCUAAAUAAAGCAAUUUUCUCGUAAUCGGAGACUAUUAAAAUAAGUUUUUAAGCAUUUUUCUGGUCAUUUAGUUCAAUAAAAGAUAAUAAGUUAAUGGUUAUUCCCUAAUUGCCGUGCGGGAAAAACGGAAAAGUACAAGAGUCGAACUUGGACGGAGACAUCUAGUGUCGAAUGGAUAAACUACGGGGAUGGAAAUUUAAUCGGAGCGACUCUCGAAAGCUGAUUGGCUCGAGAUAAAAUAUACUUAUAGUAAUAAAAUGUCGAUUAGUUUAUACUCUGCUAGUUUUUCGUUUUAUUUAAUUGGGGAAGCACCGUCGGUACUGCAACAGGGAAGAGUAAUUCUCUAGUGACUACGUCACGCAGUCUGCCGGAAGAGAUAGAUCGCUCUGCCUGACCCCUGACGGGAUUCACUGGAAACUCGACGUCAACUGCAUGGCCUGUAGGAAGUUCACGUUUGUCACCGGAAAUAAACCCACGUGACCGUAAUUAACACAGUAUUUUUCGGCGCCGACCUUCACGUACUGGUUUGCCGAGGUGAAAGGUCAGACGAGACGGAGUCUGUCAACGACAUCUGUUGCCCGAUAUCCGAACUUGUCAACAGCAAUUUUGCAUAGACGACGAGUGUUGGUUAAAGCGGAAAAUAAGAAUGGAAGAGAUGAAUGGAGGUGUUUAGUUGUACCUCAAGGUGUCACACGUCACUUGGGUUUGUUAGCGUGCUAUCCAAUUAAAUUGACAAAAGUCGUUUAGGAUUUCCGUGAUUGCUUACUUGCUCGGGAGAAGACGGAUUAAGUUUUGCUCUAUAUCUUCGGGUUCGAAUUUCUGCAGGUUGUUUGAACUUUGGCUUUUUCUUCUUUUCUUCUUUCUGCUCUUCGCAAAAGAUAGAAAUUACAGGAUAUUUUCGGAAGCAUAACAGGGGAAGAUGGUGAACACAAGGACGAUGGUCAAGAUAUUGGACAAGAUGACUUGUCCAAUGAUAAUUUAUUGGAUGAUGGAGACACCAGCAGCGUGACCGAAACUUUACCUGGCAGGUCGACGCCUGGCAGUCCUACACCUUUAGCUGCUGAUUCACCUGUACACUGUCGCGUUCAAGAUUUGGAAGAAGACAGUUUGGGACACAUGGACAGCAGUGACAGGUGUGAAACUCACGUAUCGCCUACAAUUACGGACAGUGUAACAGACAACAAUAUGUGUGUAGAGAGCGGGAACCAUAUUACCGAAGAAGACGGCCCUCUUGACUUUAGCUUGAAAAAAUCAAGCGAAGAGCCAUUAAAUAUAGCAACACCAGAAGAAAAUGGACUUUCUCCCGAACAUCAGGACAGUCCACUAGAUUUAUCCAUUCCGAGGAGAAGAAAAGACAUCGCAGAUUAUCAUCGGCAAAACAAAUUGGCUCGGAUCGACCCUACUUUGACGAAACCCAGUAGCCCUUGGGGUUAUUGUGCUCCAAAAACUCUUCUUCCUCUAGCACCAGGUAAGUCUGCAGUCGAAGUAUCCUUGUGGAACGGAAAAGUGAAAAGUCAUAAAACAUCAAACUCCAGCAAACAUACUUCUAUGGUGCACCAAUAUUCACUUCUUCAAAACAAAUGUACAAGUCCGACAAACGCUACAAGGGAACUAAACGUUAAAGUUGGACAAAAAGCAGAAACGACUGAUAAAAGGCAGAGCGGAAGACAAAAUCCUUGGCAGACUCAGUGGAUCAGUAGAAGCGGUGAACAAACUCGCGAUGUAUUCACUUGUGUUUGGUGCAAGGAAUCGUUUCGAAGUCUGUCCGAGAUGACAAUUCAUAUGAAACAAUCGCCAAGAUGCGGGAUGGCUGGAAUGCAAGCUUCUGUGCCUGUUUCUGUAUCAUCUCCUACCUCUCAGCCUCCUCCGCCAUCUCUUUCAACACCUUCCAAGUCGUCGUCAUCCACAUCGUCAUCGUCGACGGCAUCUUCCAGUUCUAAUGUACUUAUGAAAGAAAGCAUGCCUCUUCCCAGAAAACUAGUCCGAGGUCAAGACGUAUGGUUAGGCAAGGGGGCUGAACAAACAAGACAAAUAUUAAAGUGCAUGUGGUGUGGUCAGUCUUUCAAGACUUUAGCAGACAUGACUACUCAUAUGAGAGUUACUCAACACUAUACAAACAUCAUUAGUCAAGAACAGAUAAUCUCUUGGAGGAGUCCAGAAGAUAAAAUGACUUCGCAAUCUCAAGUUAAUGCUGUACUGACGUGUAAAGUAUGUGAUCAGGCUUUCGGAAGCCUCAAAGAACUCAGUUAUCAUAUGGUAAAAAAUUCACACUACAAGGAACACAUAUUAAGAUCUAUAACAGAAGGUGGUGGCAGAAGAAGACAAACAAGGGAAAGGAGGAAAAAAGCGCUUCCAGUUCGUAAAUUGUUAGAAUUGGAAAGAAUGGAAAUUAAAAGGAAUCGAACUCAUUCCGACAAUGGUGAAGUGUCUUCCAAGGCUGAAGUUGUAGAUGGAAAAAUAACUUGCGAGGAGUGUGCAGAAAAAGUCGACGCCAAAGACUUCGUUUUACAUAUUAAGAACUGCAGUCAAAAUGCCUCGAGGUCGCAGCAAUUAUUAAAAAAUGCAUUGCUUUCAGAUGGAAAUGGUAAAAGUCAAGAGCCAUCAGACAUAUCAUCCACUUCAGCUAGUAACGUUUCUCGAUAUUCUCCAGAAGCCAAAGAUCUGAGCCAUUCUGCUGAUCAUUCUCCAAGCGAACAAUCUCAAGCUAAAGUGAGCGAUGAUCCGAGUGAUACCACUUCGGUUUUAAAUGCCAUUGAAAGAUUAAUAGAAAAAAGUUUCGAAAGCAAAGGAAGAAGAGGUAAUUCUACUACUGGAAUUCUUCAAAGACUCGGGAUUGACGAAGAAGUAUCACCUCCUUGGCAUCCUUCAAGUUCUCCAGGUAAAUAUGGAAUGCUCAAAAGUCCUGGCUUACCUCCUGGCUCUCCUCUUGUGGAUGGCAUAACUGACGUUAAACUGCCUCCAUUCACUGUGGGAAGUUUUAAUCAGGAAGAUAAAGUUAGGCCGUCUUCAUGCAAUGAACGUAGUCGGAUGUCCACUCCCAGCAGUGUGACAUACACUAGUUCACCUGUAUAUUCGCCUCCUACAUCUCCUGUAGUUGAUCAACCAACUGCAGGUAGUACUCUUUCUUCACCAAGACCAGCCAAAUCUCCUUUAUUGACAUAUAGUUCUGACAGUCAAAAUUAUCCAGAUAUGGAUAAAGUGAAAACAGAAGAACCCGAAGAAUGUAUGUCUCCUCGUAGUACAGAUUGCCCAGAAGAUCUUUCUAAAGCCGAAAACGUUACAGAGCGUAUUGUUAGUCCUCAAGAAGUAAAAAUAAAAGUAGAACCAGAGUACAUAUCUAGAUCACCUACACCUGUUGAAAAAGUUCUCACUCCAUCACCAGAACCGGAAACGAAUAGCAAAUUUCGAAAAACGAAAAGAGAAGAAACGGAGGAUCAAAAUAGUCCUUCGCCAGCUCUGUCUUCGAGCAGUGGCGUUCAAAAUUCUUUAGAUGCCACUGUUGACCAUCCAUUAAAAGAACUGCAAAAACUUUUGGACAAAACAGACGCUCAUUUGUCACGCCCCACAUUACCUGCUGCCCCGGGAUCAAUUCUCGCUUUUAGUUGGGCCUGCAAUGACGCUACAACAUCUGAUUCACUCAUGAAGUGUGCCUUUUGUGAAACUCACUUCAUUUCCAAAGGAGCCUAUAGGCAUCACCUUAGUAAAAUGCAUUUUGUGAAAGAAGGUAGUACAACAGAUUCGGCGUCUUCGUGGAAAGGCACUCAGGGUUCCAAAAACAGUACAGAUGGUAACAGUUCUCCAAAAGAUUCACCAAAUUCAUCUUCUCAAGGAGAGACGCCACACUCCAAAUUUCUGAAAUACACAGAAUUGGCGAAACAGUUGUCUAGUAAAUAUGUGUGAACUACGCAUCCUGCAGGAUGCAUCCUUCCGAUUCCAUUUUGAAGUUAUCAGCAGGUGCCCGAAAGCGACAACAAUUUUACAAAAAAGCACGUUAUUCAUAAUUCUCUACACAGGUAUCUGUUCGAUAUCAAAAGUUGAAUGUCAAUGAAGCUGCCUUCACGCUUCUUGUUCUCCUCUUCUUUCUUAGACUUCGUUCCGAUAAUUACCGUUCACAAGUGUGAACCUAAUAUUUCCAAAAACUGCCCUAUCUCGUCAAUGUGAUAAUCACACGAGUUUCGAGCAGAGUAUUGCAUUUAUCUUGGACAAUGACGAAAAUAUAUCCCAAACACAUUCCAGAGACAAUUGUGGGGAAUAGUAAGGAGGAGCGAAGGAAACCUCAGGAAUGUUCAAUAAGUGGGGAUUGUGAUUUUGAUUUUCUCUAAACCCGACCCUUCUCAUUCGCAAUAGUGUGCAAAUGUUCCUCACUUGAUUCUGCGAAACUUGAUCAGAGGAGGAAGAACAUUGUGAUUGAAACAUCCGAAGUACAGCAAUACACAUUUCCUCUAAUUCCCGUGUUCUGGUCUCAUCCUUAACUUCCCCGCCUUCCUCCGAAGUUUUGCAAGUACUUACAAGACAUUUAUGUUUCUUGCAUCUUAGGUGUGUAAUUUUUCCGAGUGCUUCCCCUGUUUUCAUUGUACAUAGUGACAUGAAUGGUUAUAAAAAUGUACAUCUUUAUAUUGUUAUUAUUUAUUACUAAUGAAUCCUACCGUGGUCGUUCAUACCUGGAACCGAUUAAAGAGGUUGUUUCUUCUUCUCGGACUCAAUCAAUUUGUUGUCAUUCACGUUUAAAUGGACACAUAUCGGUAUCGCAUUUAUUUCAUUCGCGCUGUGUAAAUUUUGACGGCAACUCUGAUGCGCUGAAAUUAAAGGAAACAAAUCGAUAAUGAUGCAAUUAUUUCAGUAUCAUCAACCACAAGAAAGAUCUAGCAUCCUUUAUCGAUUGAGUUUCUCAGUCGUUAUUUGCUGUGAUUUUUAUUUAUCUGCCAAAUUAGUAUUUUACAAAAUCAAAUCACCGUAUUG